UAACACAUGUGUUUCACAAGCACAUAAAACCUCAGUUUCCUUUCUUUCCUUCUAGGAAACAGCAUCUCUCUGUUUCUUUUGUAUCCAGUUAGUUAACUCUCGCAAGAAAAUCAAGAAACACAAAAAAAUGAAGGUAACAUUCAAAGUGUGUUUCUGUUGUGUGAGAAGCUUCAAAGUGAAAUCAAGCGAUCCACCUCAAGAAAUCAAAACAUUUUUCGACGAUUACUCCCAAAACGGCAGGAUGUCUGUAGAUGAGAUGCUCAGGUUCGUGAUCCAAGUGCAAGGGGAAACACACGCUGAUUUAAACUACGUGAAGGAUAUUUUCAACAUGCUCAAACAUCACGGCGUUUUCCACCCUCGCGGGCUUCAUCUUGAAGAAUUCUACCGUUAUCUCCUCAGCGAUUUCAACUCUCCAUUGCCUCUUUCAGGCGAGGUUUGGCAAGAUAUGAGUCAGCCUUUAUCACACUACUUCUUGUACACGGGACAUAACUCUUACUUGACUGGGAAUCAACUCAACAGUAGAAGCAGCACCGAGCCGAUUGUGAAGGCUCUGAGAAGAGGAGUUCGUGUCAUCGAGCUUGAUUUAUGGCCUAACUCUUCGGGAACCGAAGCUGAAGUUCGUCACGGCGGGACGUUAACAAGUAGUGAAGAUCUACAGAAAUGUCUUAACGCGGUAAAGGAGAACGCAUUUGAGGUGUCUGACUAUCCUGUUGUACUUACCUUAGAAGACCAUUUGUCUCCAGAUCUUCAGAAGAAAGUCGCUAAGAUGGUGAGUAAGACUUUCGGAGGGACAUUGUUUCGAUGCAGGGACGAAUGUAAAGAGCGUUUUCCUUCACCAGAAGCGCUCAAGAACAAGAUUUUGAUCUCAACAAAGCCACCAAAAGAGUAUCUUCAGACACAGAUCUUUCAAGGUGCAUCAGCAGCUGAAUCUUUAAAAGCAGAAGAGCUUAUUCAAGAUGAAGAUGAGAAGACUGUGGCGGUCGAAUACAGAGACUUGAUCUCGAUUCACGCUGGGAACCGCAAAGGAGGACUAAAGAACUGCUUAAAUGGGGAUCCUAACCGAGUCAUACGGUUAAGCAUGAGCGAGCAGUGGCUAGAAACUCUGGCUAAAAGCCGUGGACCCGAUGUAGUAAAAUUCACGCAGAGGAAUAUAGUGAGGAUAUUUCCCAAGACUACACGUUUUGACUCAUCAAACUAUGAUCCUCUCGUUGGGUGGAUUCAUGGUGCUCAAAUGGUUGCCUUCAAUAUGCAAAGUCAUGGGAAGUUCUUGUGGAUGAUGCAAGGAAUGUUUAAAGCCAAUGGUGGAUGUGGUUAUGUGAAAAAGCCUAAUGUUUUGCUCUCUAAUGGUCUUCGUGGUGAAAAUUUUGAUCCUUACAGUCGACAUCUCCAGAUCAAGACAACUCUCAAGGUGAAGAUUUACAAUGGAGAAGGAUGGAAUCUAGAUUUUUCUCAAGAUCAUUUUGAUCGAUACUCUCCUCCGGAUUUCUACGCAAAGGUCGGAAUCGCAGGAAUACCGUUAGACACAAUAAGUUACAGAACACAUACAGAUACAGACGAAUGGUUUCCGGUUUGGGAUGAAGAAUUCGAGUUCCCAUUGCGUGUUCCGGAGUUAGCUCUUCUGUGUAUCACAGUCAAAGACCACGACAAGAAUACUCCGAACGAUUUCGCAGGCCAGACAUGUCUUCCGCUGUCGGAUAUCAGGCCCGGAAUUCGUGCUGUCCGGCUACAUGAUCCUGUCGGAGACGUCUUCAAGCACACGAGACUGCUCGUGCGGUUUGUCUUGGAGCGUCGUUAGUCGUUUCGUUGAUGAUGUUUGUUAUUCAUCACUAAGCCACAGCCUACAGGCUAUAUAGCAAGAGAUGCUACAAUAGUUGAUCAAGAUAAACAAAAUUAUUAGAUUUGUGAUUUUAGUUUCAUUAGUUUGUUCAGAUUUCCAACAGCUGAUAAUAAUAUAUUGUUUAAGGAGAUGAUGUGGUCCAGUAAUAACGAUUGCUUCAUUGUGGCAACUCACAAACUUACUUUAUCAUGGCAGUUAUCACUAAAGGCUUAAAGCAGAUGUUGUGAAUAAAAAAUGAAAUUGCUCUUCACCCAAAUUUAUCACGUGGCUUUUCUCAUUGAACUUAUACAAAUCACCCAAAAUAUUCAGGUAAGUUUCCACUUCAAAGUUAAGAUGUUUCAUCGAACAAAAUUUCAUAAAUACAAGAAUAGAUACUCUGGAAUCGAAAAAAAAAAAACAAACUAGAAACCGAAUGCUACAUGACAUCAUGGUUUGCACACGUCAUCUCCCACUCUCACAUAAACCAUGUGCCUUAAAUCUUUUUGGCCUCCUUUCCACGUUUAUAUCCCCCAGUAAAUUAUAAGAAAAAAUGUUAUAUAUUGAUUGAGAUUUGAGGGGUAAAACCAGUUGGAUAGACACAACAAAUCACUCAGUUGUCGUUUCUUUAGGAACACACGACGGACACGACACGACUCUAUAACAGAAGAUUUUUAAGAUUAUUUUCAUAACCAAAAAAAAUAAAAAAUAAAGCUCUGACAAAAGAAGAGAGAUGAGUUUUGUGCUUCGUGUUGCUGUGUUUUUACUGUUGACGCUUACAGUUACAUCUUCAUCAUCCCCUAGCUCCGUUUCUGCUUCAGGUGUUGGGAAGAUCGGAAUAGAAAGGAGGUCGUUGAUGGUAAACGUCCAAGAUUAUGAUGGCCCGUCUGCAAAUCCAAAACACAAUCCCGGCACUCCUCCAGUUACUACCAGCCCCUUCAGAGGCUGACCUACGUACCC
This is a messenger RNA of Raphanus sativus (radish), 2773 nucleotides long. RefSeq names its product phosphoinositide phospholipase C 1-like. Bases 128 to 1795 code for a protein of 555 amino acids. The transcript is spliced from 8 exons. The record is from RefSeq and is a predicted model, not a curated record. Gene Ontology annotation, biological process: lipid metabolic process; phosphatidylinositol-mediated signaling. NCBI's taxonomy places the organism in Eukaryota, Viridiplantae, Streptophyta, Magnoliopsida, Brassicales, Brassicaceae. Gene Ontology annotation, molecular function: phosphatidylinositol-4,5-bisphosphate phospholipase C activity.